Molecule: messenger RNA, 219 nt
Organism: Mesocestoides corti
Lineage: Eukaryota; Metazoa; Platyhelminthes; Cestoda; Cyclophyllidea; Mesocestoididae
Source: the annotation of a GenBank genome assembly
AUGAUGGUUGCUGAAAUGAGAAAUGCAAAGGGUUUGGCGAAAAAUGCGACUUCACCGUGUUCAAUCCCUGCUGCGAUAACCUCCACUGCGUUCUGGAGGGCUUCGCUGAUGGCACCUGCCAAAAGUGCCUUCCAAAUGCCCAUCUCUGCUGGCACGAUUCGUCCUGUUGCAGUGGCAGCUGCGCGUGGUACCGUUUGUGUCGAUAGGGAACCCGGGUGA